Molecule: messenger RNA, 1496 nt
Organism: Schistocerca nitens (vagrant locust)
Lineage: Eukaryota; Metazoa; Arthropoda; Insecta; Orthoptera; Acrididae
Gene: HLH3B
Exons: 3
Coding region: 57-1037 (326 amino acids)
Biological process (GO): regulation of transcription by RNA polymerase II
Molecular function (GO): RNA polymerase II cis-regulatory region sequence-specific DNA binding; DNA-binding transcription factor activity, RNA polymerase II-specific; protein dimerization activity
Source: RefSeq, a predicted model, not a curated record
CUCUGUGGGUACCUCACUGAAUACGAAGAACAGCAGUGUGCAAUACCUCGGCUGACAUGUCAGCAACAUACGGGCGCCGCGACCGGCAAGUCAGCGGACUGCGGUGGCGGCGCCGGCUGACAUGCGAGCGCGCCAGCCUGCGCCGGGCGACGUGUCGGCGGUUGUUGCAGCCGCCCAUCACCUUGCCGCGUGCCUGCCUGUUCGAGGUGGAGUGGGACGGCGACGGCGACGGCGACGCCACCGACCACAGCACGACGUCGUCGCCGGGCGGCGAGGCGUCGGCGUCCGCCUCGGCGUCGGGGUCGCGCCGCUGCCCGUCCGAGGACGACGCCCUGUCCGACGAGUUGUCGCUGGCCGACUCGGAGGACGCGUCCGAGGAGGCGGCGGUGGGCGGUGCCGGGCUGGCCGCGCUCGGGGGCGGCGUGGGCGGCUGCGGGCCGGCGCGCGGCGGCGGCGGCGGCGUCGCCGUGCGCAAGAUGUUCACCAACAGCCGCGAGCGCUGGCGCCAGCAGAACGUCAGCGGCGCCUUCGCGGAGCUGCGCAAGCUCGUGCCCACGCACCCGCCCGACAAGAAGCUCUCCAAGAACGAGAUCCUCCGCAUGGCCAUUCGGUAUAUCAGAUUGCUGACUAACGUCCUCGACUGGCAGAAACAGCAACAGCUGCAACAACAACAGCAGCAGCCCCAAAAGUUCUUCCACAACAACAGCAGCAACGGGCUGCAACACCACAUGCACAACGGCGGGAGGCAUCGCGACGUGGGGGUGCAGCCGCUGGUGAAGAGGGAAGUGGGGACCGCAGCGAGUGUCCUCAAGAGGGAGCAUAACCACGGCCACGGCACCAACGGGCUGCUCGUUCUCACCACGCCCGCCAUCAAGGUCGAGAGGGACGAGGACGACGAGGAUGACAACAGACACACAACACUUGUGAAUGAGAGUCAGCUAAGGAAGGUGCCAACUUGUUGGCAUCAUCACAGCCUUGGAUUGUCACUUGGAAAACCACCUCCUUCGCAUUCAUCAUCCUCUAGUGGAAACAAGUGACUAUAAAUGUGAUCUUGUUUAUCUGUGUUCUGACUCAGGGGAAUAAGUCAGCUGCCACCAUUUCAUUACCCUGGUGUCUUUCUACUGAGUUAACACAAGAGACUGAAAAAGUUAACUGUGAUUUAAAGUCAAAUGUUGUAGCUUUACAUUAGUGUUUAAUACAAUUUCUUGUGUAUAGUUUCACAUAAAUUACAUUGUAAAAUGAAUGACAGUGCAUAUAUAUGUUUAUUGUGAUAUGUGUUUUCCAAACAUAGAAGAAAAUCUGUUUUAAAUGCAGUAUCUAACUUAUGAGAAUCAAAUGAACCCAGUCACAGAUAUUUCAUACCUUCAUUUUUUGGUAGAUAUUUCAAACAGUAUGGAGAAGGAUCAACACUGUCUCACAACAACUGCGAACAAAACACAAGAAAAAUCAAAUAGUUACACUGUUAAAUUCUUUAGAAAAGUUUCCUCCAGCACAGA